Zophobas morio is the source of this 1257-nucleotide messenger RNA. RefSeq names its product 2-Hydroxyacid oxidase 1-like. The record is from RefSeq and is a predicted model, not a curated record. Gene Ontology annotation, molecular function: oxidoreductase activity; FMN binding. The coding region runs from base 100 to 1203 and encodes 367 amino acids. NCBI's taxonomy places the organism in Eukaryota, Metazoa, Arthropoda, Insecta, Coleoptera, Tenebrionidae. The transcript is spliced from 5 exons.
UCCUAAUCACGUUGGGGUCAAUUAUUGACCACCAAUAACACACAUGAUACUCCUUUCUCACAAAGCACUUAUUCGCAAGCGCCUAUCCGUCCAACAACCAUGAGCGAUUCUCUGGUAUGCGUGAAAGAUUUCGAAAAACAUGCGUUUUCGGUACUACCCAGAAACGCGCUCGAUUAUUACAGAAGCGGGGCCGGGGCGGAGGAAACUCUGGUCCACAACCGACGAGCAUUCUCCAAAUUCAAAAUUCGACCGCGAUGUCUAAGAAACGUGUCCAGAAGAGAUCUGUCAACUAUGGUUUUGGGCCAGAGAGUCGAAAUUCCAGUUGGGAUUUCGCCAACGGCGAUGCAAAGGAUGGCUCAUCCAGAGGGAGAAUGUGCCAAUGCUCGAGCUGCUCAGGCAAUGGGCACUAUAUACACGCUCAGUACUAUAGCGACUAGCAGCAUCGAGGAGGUGGCUGAAGCUGCGCCCUAUGGCAUCAAGUGGUUCCAGCUGUAUAUCUACAAAGACAGAGAAGUAACUAAAAGACUAGUGGAACGCGCAGAAAAAGCCGGCUUCAAAGCCCUAGUCCUCACAGUGGACACCCCCAUGUUCGGCCUUCGCUUAGCCGACAUCCGCAACAAAUUCGUGCUUCCACCCCACCUCAAAUUCGCAAACUUCAUGGGAGACAAAGCCACGGGAAUCAACACCACGGACACAGGGUCAGGUCUCAACAACUACGUCAACCGGCUUUUCGACCAAAGCUUGGAGUGGAAAGACGUGAAGUGGCUCCAAAGCUUCACCAAGCUCCCUAUUGUUGUUAAAGGCGUGCUUACUGCAGAGGAUGCUUUAAUCGCUGCUGAUUUAGGGGUGGCGGCCAUUUUGGUGUCGAAUCAUGGCGCUAGACAAGUGGAUGGUACUCCAGCUUCUAUUGAAGCGCUACCGGAGAUUGUGAAAGCUGUGGGUGAUAGGGUUGAAAUUUACUUGGAUGGAGGGAUCACCGAUGGUACCGACGUGUAUAAAGCUUUGGCGUUGGGGGCUAAAAUGGUGUUUAUUGGACGACCGGCGUUGUGGGGGUUGGCGCACAGUGGAGAAGAAGGGGUUAAGAAGAUACUGACGAUACUUAAAACUGAGUUGGAUUACGCUUUGGCCAUCACUGGAUGUGCUACGAUAAAAGAUAUAAGUAAAGAAAUGGUGGUACCGCAAGAGUACUACAGUAAAUUGUAGUGUGAAGUCUUUGUAGAUAAAGCUUUAGUACUUUCUGAAUAAAUACUCAAUUCU